Molecule: messenger RNA, 459 nt
Organism: Tripterygium wilfordii
Lineage: Eukaryota; Viridiplantae; Streptophyta; Magnoliopsida; Celastrales; Celastraceae
Product: 60S ribosomal protein L39
Exons: 3
Coding region: 117-272 (51 amino acids)
Biological process (GO): translation
Cellular component (GO): ribosome; cytosolic large ribosomal subunit
Molecular function (GO): structural constituent of ribosome
Source: RefSeq, a predicted model, not a curated record
GCCACCACAGAAACCCUACCCUAUAAAUUCCUCAUAUGUCUUUCUUUUACCGUUUUCCCGAUUAGGGUUUUAGCUCCACAUUGACGCGGCAGAACUAGUCAUCUAGAGAAGCGAAAAUGCCGUCUCACAAGACCUUCAGGAUCAAGAAGAAGCUCGCGAAGAAGAUGAGGCAGAACAGGCCAAUCCCUCACUGGAUCCGCAUGAGAACCGACAACACAAUCAGGUACAACGCGAAGCGUAGGCACUGGCGUCGUACUAAACUCGGAUUUUGAGGUGCUUUAAUCAGAGGUUUUAACUGUUGGCAAUGAUAUGAAUCAUGUUUAGAAUUUGGUUGAAUUUAAGAAACCAUAUUGUAUGAAGUAUAAGAAUACUGUCUUGAGAUCUUUGAUGUUACGAGUCAUUUCAAUUAUGUAUUCUGCAUUUUUAUGUGGUAGUAUUUCGUGUAUUUGUUUUGCUGGC